UUUCGCUUUUGGUCUUCUUUCGUACCAUCUCUCGCUCACUUGCUCGCUCUUUCGCUCACCAACCCUUCUUCGCUUGCCUUUUCCGCAACGCAGUCGCGGGGGUGUUCAUCUGCUCAUAGAUCUGCGAAAUGUGCCUCUGAUCUUGAAUUGAUUUCCUCGGUGAGCUUCGGAUCCUCUUGAUCUUCAUCUUUUACGUUUCGAUGUGAAUCUUUUCUCCUGGUUUUGAUUUCUUACGAGGAACAUUGGACUUGGUGCUGGGGAUCUGUAGCUUGAGCCACUUCUUGCGCGUUCUGAUAUAUUUUUCACUGGUGAUUAUUGGUUAUGAGUUUGGUUUUGCGCCUGUGGAAUUCGGUGCGAGGAUUCUCGUUGUAGAUUGAUCCUGAUGGACAUGCAUGUUAGGGUUCUGUGUUCGUGCUCUGAUGCAGGAGGAGAUUAGGGUUUUAUAUUUGUGUCACUGAGUUGCGAGUUUAGGGGAACAGCAUCUAAAGAUUUCUGUGAUGGGAAAAUCUCCUGCAAAGUGGAUUAAAGCAGUUAUUUUUGGAAAGAGAUCAUCUAGAUCUCAUACUUCAAAAGGGAAAGAUGGUUUGAAACCUGGUGUUGAUAAAGAGCAUUUUUCUGGGGGAGAACCAUCUCAUGUCACAGUGAAAUCUUUGGUGAUUACUCAACCAGUUCUUGUAAGCAACAAUUCAAGUGGUCCAUCAUCAGAAAAUAGGACGGAUUCCACUUUAGUUACUGGAGCAGUUAGGGUGGAGAGCCAAGAAAUUGUUGUACAUCAAGCUUCAAGUAAUCCAGCCAAAGCCAUGGAAGAGCGUGCUGCUACAAAAGUUCAAGCUGCCUUCAGGGGUUAUCAGUCACGGAGGGUGUUCUGUGCAUUGAAAGGCAUCAUAAAACUGCAGGCUCUAAUUCGUGGGCACCUAGUGAGGCGUCAAGCGGUUACCACCCUGCAUUGCAUGUGGGGUAUUGUCAGAUUUCAAGCUCUUGUUCGCGGUCAGAGAGUCAGGCUUUCAGGUAUUGGCCUUGAAGUCAGAACAAAGUAUCCUCAAAUGAAGAGUGUGGAUGAUAAGAAGUUGGAUUUCUCGAAGAUGCAGCUGUCUGCGAAUCAAUUUAUUUGCAAGCUACUCUCGGCACUGCCUGUUACAAAGCCUGUGCAGAUUCAUUAUGAUCCAGUGGAACCAAAUUCAGUCUUCAGUUGGCUGGAGCGCUGGACAUCCUCACAGUUUUGGAAUCCACUUCCUCAAUCAAAAAAGUCUGUCAAUGUGAAAUCUCGGGUGAGAUGCAGUAGUGCUGUGGAAAGUGAAUCUGUCAGAUUAAAAUCAAAUGUUCAUAAAAAUGUGGCUGCAAAGGUUGAUGUCAUGACUGAAUCAGAAAGGCAUAAACGUGUUACGAGGAAAAUGCUAAUCCCUCCUGCUGACUCUGUGGUAGAAAAUCCACAAUCUGAAAUCGAAAAGGUCAAGCGUAGUUUGAGAAAGGUAUCCAAUUCUAAAAAAGAGCCUCCUGAAAAGCCAGAAUCUGAAAAUCAGAAACCAACUUGCACUCCGAGAAAGGUGACAAACUCACUAUCUGAUGCUCCACAAGUGUCUAAUGAGCAUUCUUCUAUGAAGAUAAAAAAUGAUAGUGUAGUGUCUAUUGACAGUAAGCUUGUAAUAGUUGCUGCUGUAAAGUCCGUUGCAUCAGGUGGGCCUAAGAAUGCAGUAAUAGAUGACAGUACUGCGAUCAAACCGCAUAGCCCAGAAGAAAUCUGCAAAGAAGAGAGUAUUUCUAACUGUGAUGGAGAGUUAAGCUUGAAAGAUGAGCCAACUAGCAAUGACAUCCAGAAGAGUAGCAAGAGAAGGGCUUCUUUCCCACCAAAGCCAGAACCUUUUGCAGAGAAUGCCUCGCAAAAUGCUCCAAGAUUACCAAGCUAUAUGGCAACUACUGAAUCAGCUAAGGCAAAGCUAAGAGGACAAGUUUCACCGAGGGUUGGAUCUGAUUCUGCAGAAAGAUAUAAUAUGCCUCGACGUCAUUCUCUGCCAACUUCCACGAAUGGAAAGUUAAACUUGCAAUCAUCACGUGCACAUAAGUUGAUCCAAGCAAGCUGCAAGGAUGGAAUUAGAAACGACAGAUCCUUUACAUCGUCAAGAGAUGGUAGUGAGAAGUCGAUUCAAGUGGGAUGGAGGAGGUGACAUUGUCAGAGUGGUAAUUUAAAUUCUUCACAGCGGAUAAGUUUGGCUACAGUCUUACACACCCUCCUUAUUGUUUGUUUUAUGGAGUAAGUUGUGCUUUAAUCCUCCUUAGCUAAGUUGGAUCAUUACCGGUGUGGCGUGCAUACUGUUCCUCUUUGUCUCUUUCGUAUGUUGGAAAUCAUGUUACGGUGGGAUGUACAGCUUCAGUCCCUUUUGUGUGUGGCGUGGUUUUGUUUGGUCCGGUUGUUAUCGUUUUGUUUAUGUUAAGAGUUGUCGCAAAACAAUGAAAUAUACCUUUUAUCA
Musa acuminata subsp. malaccensis (wild Malaysian banana) is the source of this 2465-nucleotide messenger RNA. Its product is annotated as protein IQ-DOMAIN 31. Gene Ontology annotation, molecular function: protein binding. The record is from RefSeq and is a predicted model, not a curated record. NCBI's taxonomy places the organism in Eukaryota, Viridiplantae, Streptophyta, Magnoliopsida, Zingiberales, Musaceae.